Molecule: messenger RNA, 2583 nt
Organism: Saccostrea cuccullata (small rock oyster)
Lineage: Eukaryota; Metazoa; Mollusca; Bivalvia; Ostreida; Ostreidae
Product: peroxidasin homolog pxn-2-like
Exons: 14
Coding region: 6-2081 (691 amino acids)
Biological process (GO): response to oxidative stress
Molecular function (GO): peroxidase activity; heme binding
Source: RefSeq, a predicted model, not a curated record
UCAACAUGGGGUUUAUGCAGAUAUAUCUGCUGGUCACGUGUCUCUCAUACGUUUACGUGGUACGUUGUGUAGAGGUUGAUGACAUCAUUGCUGACGCAAUUCAAGACACAUACUUAGAGCCUCAACGUGAUUUCGGAGCAGGCAAUGACACUAUUCCCGAAACUGGCAACAGCUUUGCUUUUCUUCAGAAACAAAAGGAUGAUGAGGACCAAAUAGCAAGAGCGGGGUUCAAAUAUUUAAGUUUUAUAGAAAAUCUUAUUCAAAGAUCUGGAAAAUCCUUUGGAGAUCUAGAGAGCAGCGAUGAAUAUCAGAGAUCUCUCCGGACUCAAUUGUGUGAUUCAAUCACCACCUCUUGUAAAAAAUAUAAGUAUUCAAGAUACCGAAGUGCUGACGGCUUGUGCAACAACCUUCGAAAUCCAACAUGGGGUGUGGCACUACAGGCGCAUGCGCGAUAUUUACAUCCUGUUUACGAUGAUGGCUAUAACAGUCCGCGUCAACGAGGUCGAAAUGAAGGCGAACUCCCAAGUCCAGGACAGAUUAGUAACACAGUUUUAGGAGGAGACAUGACAACCCCGGCAGACGACAAGCGGAAUUUGAUGUUGUUCACUUUCGGCCAAUUUAUAGACCAUGGCCUGACCUUUACUCCUAUUGUUGUUGGUAGAAAUGGUGAUAUUCUUGAUUGUUGUGGAUUAGAUGCAUCGGACCCUGAGUGUUUUACUAUAGAAAUCCCAACAAACGAUCCUCGAUUUCCAGGAAGAACAUGUAUGGAUUUCUCUCGAUCAAUACCGACUCCGCCUGAAGAAGGCUGCAGCAUAGGUCCAAGACAACAAGUAAACCGGUUAUCUUCCUUUAUUGAUGCAGGAAUGUUAUAUGGUGACUCUAAACGUUUUAACGAAAAUCUCAAUGGACGUGUUGGAACCCUGAGGACGUCAUCAGGUGACAUGCUUCCCCCAGGAGGAGUUUGUCAGACAUCUGAACCUGAAGAUUUCUGCCAACUCGCUGGCGACGAAAGAUCGAAUGAAUUCCCCUCUUUGGGUGGCCUCCAUGUUGUAUUUCUUCGACUUCACAAUAUCAUUGCAAAGGAAAUACGACAAAUUACUGGACUAUCUAGUCAAGAUGUGUUUUUGGAAACCAAGAAGAUUAUGGGCGCCAUUAUGCAGCAAGUGACGUAUGGGGAAUUCCUUCCCGCCAUUUUAGGGAAAGACACUCGUAAGAAAUUUUGUCUGAACCUUCGAAGAAAAGGUUAUUGGAACAAAUAUAACCCAAAGGUGAACCCCACUGUUAAGAACGUCAUUGCUACUGCAGCACUUCGAUAUGGACACUCACAGAUUCCUCCAGAGCUAGGCUAUAUGACGAGAAUGUUUGCAACAUCUAGAGUAUUUAAAUCGGAAGAUGUCUUCAUGGACCCUCAUAUUGUUGUUACACAACAAGGUCAAAACAUUCCAGAUUUAGCGCGGUUUUUAUUGGGCACCCCUGCAAGAAAAGUUGAUAGACAAAUUGAAAAUGCUGCUAGAAAUGAAUUAUUUCCUGAUGUUAAUGGCGUUACCUUUGACCUAAUGUCAUUCAACAUUCAAAGAGGGCGGGAUCACGGUUUGCCCACCUACAACGAGUGGAGGAAGUUGUGUAAACUUCCGGUAGCUACAACUUUUUCCGAAUUACAAGAUCAUAACUCCGACGCAAUUGCAAGAUUGCAAGAUGUAUAUGACCACGUUGACGACAUUGAUGUCUUUGUUGGAGGUAUUUCAGAAACACCACGAGCAGACGCAGUAGUAGGUCCGCUUUUUGAAUGUUUAUUAGGAUGGCAGUUCAAGGAACUAAGGUUUGGGGACAGAUAUUGGUACGAAACGAAGGGGAUAGAGGGAUUCUCUAGAGGUCAGUUAAGAGAAAUAAGAAAAAUGACGUUUUCAAAGAUUCUUUGCGAGGCGCUGAAUCUGGAUGAAAUUCAGAAAGAAGUUUUCAACCUCGUAGGACCAAAAAAUCCCCGUGUGAAGUGUUCUUCAUUACCCUUUAUGGAUCUCUCGGAGUGGAAGAAAUCUUUUUUCCCUUUCAUUAAGUGGUCACCAUUCUUUACUUCAGGAUAAUUUUAAAAUGAAUAGAACCGUGUGGAGUAACAGGAAUUAGGUUUUUACUCCCCUGAACCGAAUGAAAGUGAACUUUGUGUUUAGUAGAUAUACAUAUAAAUUCGUUUGUAUAUUUUCAUACAUACAAUCUUGCCACAUAUAAUUAAUGGUAACAUUUACCUGUUGUAUUUAAUUGUAUAAUUAUAUUUGCACAUUAUAUUUAUAUUUUAUCAUAAGAUGAGAUGAUAUGAGUAUACUAGUAUUCCUCUUACUUUGUCGGCAUGUCUGCCUGUUGAAUAAGGGAAAACAUUACAGUCAUAGCAAUACCAUAUUUAUACCGUUAACAAAAUUAUUAAAACUGCAAACUGAAAAUGUUUAAAUAUAUCGCUUUAUUUAAUUCGUUCUGAGAACUUUGAAAUAACAUACAUGUAAAUGAUUGUGCCCAAAACACUUAAUUCUAGAAGAACUAUGCACAUUUGAGACUCUUAAUUCAUUAAUUAUGUAACUUUUCUACGAAUAAAUA